Aspergillus wentii DTO 134E9 is the source of this 2931-nucleotide messenger RNA. RefSeq names its product DNA-directed DNA polymerase POL5. Lineage: Eukaryota; Fungi; Ascomycota; Eurotiomycetes; Eurotiales; Aspergillaceae. Gene Ontology annotation, cellular component: nucleolus. Gene Ontology annotation, molecular function: transcription factor binding; rDNA binding. The record is from RefSeq and is a predicted model, not a curated record. The transcript has 5 exons. Bases 1 to 2931 code for a protein of 976 amino acids. Gene Ontology annotation, biological process: regulation of DNA-templated transcription.
AUGGCGCAGAACUUCGCCGCGUCCAAGAAACGGCGGCGCGAGCCCGUCCAAGUUGAUACCAAGUUGGUUGAGAUAUACGAGGAUCUCGCUAGCGAAAAAGACGAGAUCAGACUCAAGGCUGCCCAGGCUCUGAUUUCUCAGUUUACUCCCGACAAGAACCCUACAGAUGAACAGAUUCAAAAGGCCUUGCAGAGGCUGUUCCGUGGUCUUUGCAGUAGCCGCAAGGCCGCGAGAAUUGGGUUUUCUGUUGCCUUGACUGAGCUUCUGACUCAGGUGUUUGCGUCGCCUAGAGAGUCUGCUGGACUUGGAAUUUCAAAUGUUCUGGCUAUCUGGGAGUCGCAGUCUAAUGCUACCGGCGGCGAGUCGGGUCAGGAACAAAGAGACCACCACUUUGGACGUCUCUUCGGAGCUGAAGCCAUCAUCAAAUCAUCGAUCCUCUUCAAGUCCAAGGCCACCUUCACAGAGUGGACAAAGGUCUUGGAUCUGCUCUUUGAACUGGCCCAGAAGAAGCCAUGGAUCAGAGAAGAGUGCGGAUGGAUUCUCUACCGCUGUGUCUACGACCUCUCUUCCCAGAAGGCCGAUGCAAAAUUCGUGGAGGCAGUUAUUGAGCGUUUGUGCUCGAGUGGUCUUGCUCAGACGCCCGAGGGUGUUUCCAUCUGGCUUGCAACCAAGGACUUGUUCCCCAAAGCAAGCCUCCCUAGCAAGGUUUGGAAGCACGAUGACCCGUUUGAUACGAAAGAGCGUAACCAGCUCGCCAAGGUCAUGAAGGAGUCUUCUACUGCCGAUUCGGAGGGAGGCAACAAGUCUUCUGGAGUGUGGAAUUCCAAGCUUCACUUUGCUUGGGAUGCUGUUGUCUGUAGACUUAGUGAAGGGUCAAAGGAAAAGUCUAAAUCUAAAAGCUCGUCUCGAAUUGGUUUUGCCGACUUUUGGACGGAAGUUGUGGACAAUGGGCUCUUUGCUGCCGCUUCAUCUGAUGAGCGCAAAUACUGGGGCUUCCUUCUUUUCGUCAAGGUUCUCAACGAGAGCCCCCUGCAGCAGGCUUCUCGCAUCUUUACAAAGAACCUCGUGAGAUGUCUUACAAACCAACUCGCCGUGGAGGAUAGAUACCUGCACAAGAUGGCCGUUAAAGCUGCCAAAACCAUCCAGACCCGUGUGUCCAAAGAGCCCGAAUUUGCCGCAGCUUCUGUUAUCGGCCUGAUGGGCUCUGUAGGAUCUGUCAACUUCGACCAAGUCACCAAGACAAAGACGAUCGAAAAGAUUGUGGUAGAGGCCAACGUGGAUGCAUUGAAGCAGAUUGUGCCAAUGUUCGAGAAGCUCAUUGCAAACCCAGGCGCAAGCGAUCCGAAAGGCGCAGCAUCCAGUCGUCUAUUCCUGGCUGGUCUGCUCCUUUCCAUCGUUCGGUCACGAAGCUCAGCUAGCAAUGCCGAGGAUGGCAUCGAGGCUGUCCUCGAGCACAUCUUGCUUAUCUUUGUGCGAUUUGCCUAUUUCAUGGACAAUGGCAGCGACGUGACUCAACAAACACAGGAGCUCUUCCGGAGCAGGAUCAACUCCUCUCUGAACAGCCUUAUCGCGACCCAAAGGUACGCGGCUACCAUUCCGUACACCGUCGUUCGCAAGAUCCGUGAUGCAGCCAAAUCAGAGGAGUAUGGUAGAUUCAUCAUCAACAUGGAUGAUACACUUGGCGAAUCUGUCAAGACCGCAUUCAAGUCGUUGAAGAAGCUGUCAAACAUGGAGAAAAAGGAAGAAAAGGGCGCCAUCGAAGCAUUCAAGCUCCUCUACUCCAUGACCAUCCUCCAAGUAUACAACGGCGACGCCGACGCCGUCUCCAUGCUGGAUGAACUCGACUUUUGCUACACCAAGUUCCUGGGUGACAAGAAGUCCAAAAAGGACGAGAAAUCCGAUGCUUCUGAUGCGCUGGUCGAAAUCUUGCUCAGUUUCGCCUCUAAGCCCUCGCAGCUUUUCCGUCGCAUGAGUGAGCAGGUUUUCGGUGCUUUUGCUGAUAAGGUCACUGAGAAUGGCUUGGAGUCUUUCAUUUCUAUUCUGGAAGCGAAGGAGAGUCUUGCUGGUCAGCAGGAGAUGUUUGACCAGCAGGAUGAUGAAGAUGGAGACGCAGAGAUGAUGGAUGUCGACGAGGAUGAUAGCGAUGUCGAAGUCGUCGAAGCCGAAGACCAAGAAAGCGACGACGACAACGACUCAGACUCAGACGACGAAGAAGAAGACAACGCCAACGACGCUGAAGACGCCAUAUUCGAAGCCAAACUCGCCGAAGCCCUUGGCUCCCACCGAGCGGACCAAAACCUCGACGAAAAAACCGACGACUCCGACUCCGACGGCGAAGACAUGAACGACGACGACAUGGAGCAAGUCGACCAGCAACUCGCCAAGGUCUUCAAAGCCCGCCGCGACGCACUCUCCCAAAAGAAAGACAAAAAAGACGCCAAAGAAACCAUGGUCAACUUCAAGAACCGCGUCCUCGACCUGCUCGAAAUCUACGUGAAAAAAUGCCACUCCAACAUCCUCGCCCUCGACCUCAUCCUCCCCUUGCUCAGACUCACCCGCAAGUCCACCGUCAAGCAAAUCUCCUCCAAGACUAGUUCCGUCCUCCGCGAAUACACCAAGCUCUGUAAGGGCUCUGCGGUCCCGGAGCUUGACGAGGAGACUGUCGGGCCGGUCUGGGAGCUCCUCAAGUCUAUCCAUAAGGAGGCUACGCAUAGUGGUACGCCCACUCACGCUUCGGCCUGUAGCCAGGCUAGUCUGCUUGUUGUCAAGGUCCUCGUCGCCCACGAUAGAAGCACGCUCGCGGAUAUCGUUGACGUCUAUGGACAAACGCGCAAGGAGCAGCUUCUCAGCAAGAAGUGCCAUGUCCAGCCGACUUUCUUCUCUGAAUGGAAUAACUGGUGUGUCUCGGCGAGUAAGCAGGGGAAGAACUAA